AUGCGCUCUCACACACGCUCUCCCACCCACUCACUCAUGCGCACUCUCACGCGCUCUCCCACGCUCCCUCACGCGCUCCCUCGCGCACUCUCAGGCACACUCUCACGCACUCCCUCUCGCGCUCGCUCUUGCGCACUCUCACCACAUUCUCUCUCUCGCGGACUAUCACACGCAUUCUCUCUCUCGCGCUCUCACGCGCUCUCUCACGCGCUCUCUCACGCGCUCUCUCAUGCGAUCUCUCUCACGCGCUCCCUCACGCGCUCUCUCAUGAUCACUCUCAGGCGCACCUUCACGCACUCUCUCACGCGCUCUCUCACGCGCUCUCUCACGCGCUCUCUCACGCGCUCUCUCACGCGCUCUCUCACGCGCUCUCUCACGCACCCUCUCGCGCUCUCUCACGCACUCUCUUACGCACUCUCUCACGCGCUCUCUCAAGGCGCACUCUCAGGCACACUCUCACACACUCUCUCUCGCGUUCUCUCUCGUGCAUUCUCACCACGUUCUCUCUCUCACGCACCUGAUAACCACGGUGCCUGA
Closterium sp. Yama58-4 is the source of this 537-nucleotide messenger RNA. The record is from the annotation of a GenBank genome assembly. Lineage: Eukaryota; Viridiplantae; Streptophyta; Zygnematophyceae; Desmidiales; Closteriaceae.